Molecule: messenger RNA, 441 nt
Organism: Mauremys reevesii (Reeves's turtle)
Lineage: Eukaryota; Metazoa; Chordata; Testudines; Geoemydidae
Product: histone H2B 8
Exons: 1
Coding region: 7-387 (126 amino acids)
Cellular component (GO): nucleosome
Molecular function (GO): DNA binding; protein heterodimerization activity; structural constituent of chromatin
Source: RefSeq, a predicted model, not a curated record
ACAAAAAUGCCUGAACCAGCAAAAUCGGCUCCGGCUCCCAAGAAGGGCUCUAAAAAAGCUGUGACUAAGACUCAGAAGAAGGGUGAUAAGAAGCGCAGAAAGACAAGGAAGGAGAGUUAUUCCAUCUACGUGUACAAAGUACUGAAACAAGUUCACCCGGACACCGGCAUCUCCUCUAAAGCCAUGGGCAUCAUGAACUCCUUUGUGAACGACAUCUUCGAGCGCAUCGCUGGGGAAGCGUCUCGCCUGGCUCAUUACAACAAGCGCUCGACCAUCACUUCCCGGGAGAUCCAGACCGCUGUGCGCCUGCUUCUGCCGGGGGAGUUGGCCAAACACGCUGUGUCUGAGGGCACCAAGGCCGUCACCAAGUACACCAGCUCCAAGUAAAUCGUUGCUGUGAGAGUACCGACACCUAUAACCCAAAGGCUCUUUUAAGAGCCA